CUCUUCCUCUCUGGUCUCCUCCCUCCUCUGGGCCUGGUUGCAAAUGGCUUCGUUCCCUGAGACCGACUUCCAGAUCUGCCUGCUCUGCAAGGAGAUGUGCGGCUCGCCGGCGCCGCUCUCCUCCAACUCGUCCGCGUCGUCGUCGUCCUCGCAGACGUCCACGUCGUCGGGGGGCGGCGGCGGGGGCCCCGGGGCCGUUGCUCGCCGCCUGCACGUCCUGCCCUGCCUGCACGCCUUCUGCCGCCCGUGCCUCGAGGCGCACCGGCUGCCGGCGGCCGGCGGCGGCGCGCCGGGCGAGCCACUCAAACUGCGCUGUCCCGUGUGCGACCAGAAAGUAGUGCUGGCCGAGGCGGCGGGCAUGGACGCGCUCCCCUCGUCCGCCUUCCUGCUCAGCAACCUGCUCGACGCCGUCGUGGCCACGGCGGAUGAACCGUCGUCCAAGAACGGGCGUGCCGGCGCCCAAGCGGGCGCGGGUGGCCACAGCAACCACCGGCACCACGCGCAUCACGCGCACCCGCGCGCGCCCGCCUCGGCGCCGCAGCUCCCGCAGGCGCCUCCGCCGCCUGCGCCUUCCCGCUCCGCGCCGGGUGGACCGGCUGCCUCCCCAUCGGCGCUGCUGCUGCGCCGGCCUCACGGCUGCAGCUCCUGUGACGAGGGCAACGCCGCCUCGUCGCGCUGCCUCGACUGCCAGGAGCACCUGUGCGACAACUGCGUCCGCGCGCACCAGCGCGUGCGCCUCACCAAGGACCACUACAUUGAGCGCGGCCCGCCGGGUCCCGCCGCCGCAGCCGCCGCCGCCGCCGCAGCAGCACAGCAGCUCGGGCUCGGGCCGCCCUUCCCCGGCCCGCCCUUCUCCAUCCUCUCGGUGUUCCCCGAGCGCCUCGGCUUCUGCCAGCACCACGACGACGAGGUGCUGCAUCUGUACUGUGACACUUGCUCGGUGCCCAUCUGCCGUGAGUGUACAAUGGGCCGGCAUGGGGGCCACAGCUUCAUCUACCUCCAGGAGGCGCUGCAGGACUCGCGGGCACUCACCAUCCAGCUGCUGGCCGAUGCCCAGCAGGGCCGCCAGGCAAUCCAGCUGAGCAUCGAGCAGGCCCAGACUGUGGCAGAACAGGUGGAGAUGAAGGCAAAGGUGGUCCAGUCGGAGGUCAAAGCUGUGACUGCAAGGCAUAAGAAGGCCCUGGAGGAGCGGGAGUGCGAGCUGUUGUGGAAGGUAGAGAAGAUCCGCCAGGUGAAAGCCAAGUCUCUGUACCUGCAGGUGGAGAAGCUGCGGCAGAACCUCAACAAGCUUGAGAGCACCAUCAGUGCCGUCCAGCAGGUCCUGGAGGAGGGGAGGGCGCUGGAUAUCCUGCUGGCCCGAGACCGCAUGCUGGCCCAGGUGCAGGAGCUGAAGAAUGUGCGCAGCCUCCUGCAGCCCCAAGAAGACGACCGGGUCAUGUUCACACCCCCCGACCAGGCCCUGUAUCUCGCCAUCAAGUCCUUCGGCUUUGUCAGUAGCGGGGCCUUUGCGCCACUCACCAAGGCCACGGGCGAUGGCCUCAAGCGGGCCCUCCAGGGGAAGGUGGCCUCCUUCACCGUCAUUGGCUACGACCAUGAUGGGGAGCCCCGUCUCUCCGGAGGCGACCUCAUGUCGGCCGUGGUCCUGGGCCCUGAUGGCAACCUGUUUGGGGCAGAGGUGAGUGAUCAGCAGAAUGGGACUUACGUGGUGAGCUACCGGCCCCAGCUGGAGGGCGAGCACCUGGUGUCAGUCACCAUGUGCAACCAGCACAUUGAGAACAGCCCCUUCAAGGUGAUGGUCAAGUCUGGCCGCAGCUACGUGGGCAUCGGGCUCCCCGGCCUGAGCUUUGGCAGCGAGGGUGACGGCGAUGGCAAGCUCUGCCGCCCUUGGGGGGUGAGUGUGGACAAGGAGGGCUUCAUUGUCGUCGCCGACCGCAGCAACAACCGUAUCCAGGUAUUCAAGCCCUGUGGCACCUUCCACCACAAAUUCGGCACCCUGGGCUCCCGGCCCGGGCAGUUCGACCGGCCGGCCGGGGUGGCCUGCGACGCCUCCCGAAGGAUCGUGGUGGCUGACAAGGACAAUCAUCGCAUCCAGAUCUUCACCUUUGAUGGCCAGUUCCUCCUCAAGUUUGGCGAGAAAGGAACCAAGAAUGGGCAGUUCAACUACCCUUGGGAUGUGGCGGUGAAUUCUGAGGGCAAGAUCCUGGUCUCUGACACUCGGAACCACCGGAUCCAGCUGUUCGGGCCGGAUGGAGUCUUUCUGAAUAAGUACGGCUUCGAGGGGGCUCUCUGGAAGCACUUUGACUCCCCUCGGGGCGUGGCCUUCAACCACGAGGGUCACUUGGUGGUCACCGACUUCAACAACCACCGGCUCCUGGUCAUUCACCCCGAUUGCCAGUCGGCACGCUUCCUGGGCUCAGAGGGCACUGGCAAUGGGCAGUUCCUGCGCCCACAGGGCGUGGCCGUGGACCAGGAGGGGCGCAUCAUCGUGGCUGAUUCCAGGAACCACCGGGUACAGAUGUUCGAGGCCAAUGGCAGCUUCCUGUGCAAGUUCGGCGCUCAGGGCAGUGGCUUUGGGCAGAUGGACCGCCCAUCUGGCAUCGCCGUCACCCCUGACGGGAUGAUCGUCGUGGUGGACUUUGGCAACAAUCGAAUCCUCAUCUUCUAAUCACAUUUUCUAGGCUUCUGUGUUUGGGGUGUGCAUGUGUACGUCUCUCUGUCUCUCUGUCUCUCCCCUUUUGAAUUUCAAAGAAGAAAAACAGUCUCAGGGAAAUUUCUUUUUUUUUUUCUUUUGUUUAAAGAGAACAAGAAAAGUACAACAUUGCUUAAGUCCUACCUCAUCUUUAUUUUUUUACAGAUGAAUGUACUUAUCUUUUCUGCAGGGAUUGAGCCUGUGAAGUGAUAAUUUCUAUCUACCUCAUAAAUCUUUUCCAUUUCCUUCUCCAGCAGGCCCUCUGCCCGCCUCCCACCCUCACUCAGUGGAGUUCACGGUUCCCUCUUCCCCCUCUGCGGGGCGUGAUAUGCACAAGCCUUGCGCCUCUGGCUGGGAGGGCACUGGAUGUGAGUGGUGGGCUGUAUUCUGUAGAUUGAGCCAAGGAAACAUGAAAAAAACUACUAAGGAAAACAAAGUAUAAAAUGUGGAAAAAUAGGAUUUAAAAUGCCUAAUUAUAGAGUAUUUGUGUUGAGAAUACUGUGUUUAUGGGGUUAGGUUGUGUUGUGUGUUCUUGAUCUUUUUGGGAAAAAAAUCUCUCUUUUUUUAAAAUGCUGCAACAGAGAACUUUCCUAUGUUCUCCUUUUAUACCUCACUGUGUUGAUCAUCCUGUUCAGCAUCUUUUCUUACUCCUAGAAGAUGUGGCUGUGGCUUGCUAGCCAAGAAAAGCAGACUAUUCAUAUUUUAGGGUAU
Molecule: messenger RNA, 3400 nt
Organism: Hipposideros armiger (great roundleaf bat)
Lineage: Eukaryota; Metazoa; Chordata; Mammalia; Chiroptera; Hipposideridae
Gene: TRIM71
Product: tripartite motif containing 71
Exons: 4
Coding region: 44-2665 (873 amino acids)
Biological process (GO): proteasome-mediated ubiquitin-dependent protein catabolic process; protein polyubiquitination
Molecular function (GO): protein binding; zinc ion binding; ubiquitin protein ligase activity
Source: RefSeq, a predicted model, not a curated record